AUGGGGACAGGCGACCACCGCCAGAUACUGAGGCAUGAUGAGCCUGUCGCAGAGAUCAUCUUUUCAUCCGGUGGGAAGAUACUUACUUCAGUAACCAAAGAUUUCACUAUGCAGUGCUGGGAUAUGGUGGCAGGCAAUGGCCGCCGAAUACUGAAGCCUAAUAGUAUACCUAUGGCUUUCGCGGUGUCGCCUAGUGGCAAGAUUAUACUGGGUGUGGCGGUAGAUUUUGAGGAUGCGGCUCUUUGGGAGAUGACAGCGGACGCCUACUAUCAAAGGCUAAGGACGAAUGGCUGGGUUAAUACUCUUACCUUUUCGCCUGAUGAAAAGAUACUUGCUUUAGCGUCAAGUGCUGGCACUGUUCAGGUUUGGGAUAUUUCGACAGACGCCAACCAUGGCACGCCGACUCAUGAUGAUCAUCGGGAUGCUGCUCUUACAAUUUCACCUAAUGGGGAGAUCCUUGCUUCAAGUGACGGUGACACUACAGAACUCUGGGAUAUUGCGACAGGCACCCGCCAGCAUAGACUGGUACAUGAUGGGAGGCUCUUUUGCGUUGCCUUUUCGCCAGAUGCAAAGACGUUCGCUUCAGGGUCAUUCAAUAAACUUGUGAAGGUGUGGGAUGUUGUGAGUGGCACCUGCUACCGCACGCUUUUCUGCACGCUGAGUUAUGGUGUCAAGACUCUUGCCUUUUCUCCUGAUGGACACCGACUUGCCGGAGCGUCACUCGGAGGCCCUGUGCAGAUCUGGGAUGUGGUGACAGGCGCCUGCCUUGGGGAGAUGAAGUGGGGCGCAUGGUCUGCAGCUCUCUGCUUCUUGCCUGACGGGAAAAUCAUUGCAUUAGGGUCGGUGAAUGGCACCGUGCAGCUCUGGGAUACGGCAACAAACGCUACUGGCCCGCAGCUACAGACUGGCGGAAGCCAUUUUAUGUCUUGUGGAAUUACGGCUCUUGCGGUUUCUCGUGAUGGAAAGAUAUUGGCUUUCGGGUUGCGGGAUGGCAGUGUGGGGGUUUGGGACAUGGUGGGAGACGCAUACCAGAGCAGAAUGAUGGUAACCACCGGUCGACGUCUUACCGCAUUGUCCUUCUCGGAGAAUAACCGAUAUCUCGAGACAAACUCGGGACUUUUGGAUAUAAACCCGCAAGCUGAACUUCCGGUUGCCUCAGAAAGGGGAACCCGGCCAAAUACAUUUUGCGCAUCGAAGGAAGAUGGAUAA
This is a messenger RNA of Parascedosporium putredinis, 1209 nucleotides long. Lineage: Eukaryota; Fungi; Ascomycota; Sordariomycetes; Microascales; Microascaceae. The record is from the annotation of a GenBank genome assembly.